CAGUGCAACCUGAUGAUGCAUUCCUUCGCCGUUACACCUCGUCAUCAUCUCCUCUCUCGACAUCCGUCAUUCAUCGCUCUUCCCUCGAUUUUCUCGCAACUACUAUAUCGAGACCUCCAGCAUCUCGACCAAAUAGCAUCUUGUUUGCUAGUGGCAAACAGAAUUAUAUCUGUUUGUUUCGCGCUUAUUGUUUGUUUACCUUUCAUGCCGCCGAAAAACGCGUCGCAAUGUGUAAACAUGGCUUUUGACAAGAGAACCAACACGAUGCAUGACUUAGAUGUCAAGUAUCAGCAGACGAUCCACGAAUGCGAUCUUGUGGUCAAGGAUGAAGAAGCACGCCGGUUAAAGCUGCGCAGCUUGAUGCUCCGCGACGAGGCAUCGGAGCUCAGGGAUCGCCUGGCACAAAAAGAUGCUCGCAUCAAAGAUCUCGUUGAACAAAUCGACGACUCGCGCAGGCAAUUGGAUGCUUCGCAAGAGAAAUCCCGCAGGCAGGAUAAGAUCAUGCAGUCGCAGGCUCGCGAGAUCAACAACCUGAAGGAGGAACUAUCCGCAUUUAACGAAGUGUCACAGAACUCGGCCAAGAUUCUGUCAGAAAAACUCGCCCUUUCCCGCGAAGUCGCGGUGCUCAAGCCCGAGCUGGAACAUUUACGGUCACAGCUCGCUCACCAGAAAGAUGUUCUCGCCGAGAAAUUGGCGCUUGAGCGCCAGCUGAAUACGCUAGAGGUUGAGCUCGCCAACGAGAAGCGGGCUGCUCAAAAAGCAGCGCAAAAACGGAAUGACGACAACCAAGCGGAGCAGGACCUUCGCAAACGGGUGCGAGAGUUGGAAAAGGAACUUGCAAACGAGAAGCAAGCGUCCGAAACGAGCAUUAGGAGCCAUGAGAGCAAGAUGAGCGAAGCCGAGCGCGAGCUAAAAUCGCUGCGAGAGCAGUUGACGAGCGCAGAGGCGAAUCUGGCUGCCGAGAAGCGCAAGGUCGGACAGCUGACCAAAUCCCAGGCGAACUCCGCCUCGGGGGUACAAGAGGAACUGGAGCAGCUCCGACAGAGGUUGGAGGAGACUCAAAAAGCCCUUGCUGCUGAGAAGCGCGCAGCGCAGCUGCACGCGAAGAGGGAAGCACCACCUAAUGACGAGGAUGCGGCACGUCUACGGGAAGAGCUUGAGCAAGCUCGCAAAGAGUUAGCGGAACAAAGGAAGACACAGGAGAAGCUCCGGAAGGAGAUUGAACAGGCCCAGGCCGACGCAGAGGAGCGGCAGCAAGCAGCCUUCGAUAAGGUCGACAGGAUGCGCAACAAACUACGCGACGCACGGGAGGAACUCAAGAAGUGCCAAGCCGAGCUGGAAAAGGCGCAGGAGCGGGCGGCGAAGCACAGCAGUGCGACCACCACCACGACGGUACCGCUCAAGAGCGCCGGAGUAAAGGCGAACGCAAAGAAGAAGAGGUCUGCGGACGAGAUGAGCGUGGAUGACAAGGUGCUCCUCACGCCGAGCAACAUGGACGAUCGGCCGAAGCGCCCUCUUAAGAAGAGAGGCUUCGACGUGUCCAAGGUCGGCGGCAAGUCCGAAUUCUCCAUCACCCCUUUUCUGAACAAGACGGUCAACGUCGAAGGAUCCCCGAAGCUCGGGGGUGAUGACGCCACGCCGAGCGCGCCAGUUCAGUUCCGUGGUGCGGAGCAAGCCACCGCAACUGAGGCCACGGAGGGAGCUCCCGAGGAGACCACGACAGAAAAAUCCGCAGCUCCCGAGCCUGCGAGCACGAAACCGGUUGAGAAACGGCCGCGCGGCCGACCUCGAACAAAGCCCCUCACGGACUCGUCCCCAUCCAAACAGAACUUGACCGCUCCCACCCGCAAGGCUCCGCGUGCCGAGUCCACCCUAGCGAAGGUGGCAGAAGAGCCAGAUGAGGCGGACAGCAGCACGAACCAGGACCAAGAAAACCGCUCCUCGGGUAGCGCCGAUUCCGAGCCAACAACCAAGACUGCCACCGCUGAUGCCGUUAAUGGUGUCACGAAUGGUACCGCCACCAGCAGCGCACCCGAGAAGACUGAACCCAAGAAGAAGAAACGCAAGCUGCUGGGGACAAACACGUCGACGCUGUUUGACGGCGGUGAGGACGAGGGAGAGAGGGUCAAGCCUAUCGCAGCUGUUGCCACGGCGGCUGCAGCUGGAAGAAGGCCGAUCGCCGGUAAAGCCGGCGGAAUGAACGCUAUUGGCAAAGGUCCCAUCGCAGCAGCCAGGUUUGGGGCGGGCAUUAAGAAUGCAUUCGGCGGGACUACGUUUUCGCCCUUGAAGAGGGAGAGGAGAGGAGUAGCGGCUAGCUUUUUGGCGUAGCUGCCGUAAAUGGAUAGACGAUGUUGGUUUCGGGCACCCCGGGGGGGGGGGGGGGGUUGAAUAAGCAUCUUACUCGAGGGCGGUCUCGGGUCGGGAAAGGG
Thermothelomyces thermophilus ATCC 42464 is the source of this 2429-nucleotide messenger RNA. RefSeq lists its product as uncharacterized. The record is from RefSeq and is a predicted model, not a curated record. The transcript has 3 exons. The coding region runs from base 238 to 2328 and encodes 696 amino acids. Lineage: Eukaryota; Fungi; Ascomycota; Sordariomycetes; Sordariales; Chaetomiaceae.